Messenger RNA from Penicillium cataractarum, 894 nucleotides. RefSeq lists its product as uncharacterized. The transcript is spliced from 2 exons. Lineage: Eukaryota; Fungi; Ascomycota; Eurotiomycetes; Eurotiales; Aspergillaceae. Bases 1 to 894 code for a protein of 297 amino acids. Gene Ontology annotation, biological process: ubiquinone biosynthetic process. Gene Ontology annotation, molecular function: lipid binding. The record is from RefSeq and is a predicted model, not a curated record. Gene Ontology annotation, cellular component: mitochondrial inner membrane.
AUGGCUUCACUCCCACGACUACCCGGCCCUCGACAGGCACUCUCAUCCAUCCAAUCCAUCCGCCCAACCCGCCCUUUCCACACAAUCCACCAGCGAGCUUCUGCAUCCCCAUCCUCACUACGCAACUCACCACGCAACCAACCCUUCAAAACCACACCAACAACACCAACGAGAACACUCUCCCCAAUCCAAAUCCGCACCUACCACUCCCCCUUACACCCCCGCCUCCCACCCCACGAAUACACAAACAGCCAAACCGCCAUCCUAACCGCCUCCCUCCCCCACAUCCCAACCCACGGCUUCACGGCUGCCGCAUUAACCCGCGGUGCCCGCGACGCGGGCUUCCUAGAUGUCUCGGUGCAAUUGCUCCCGCGUGGUGAAUUCGAUCUUAUCCUGUUCUGGUUGGCGAGUCGACGUGGGCUAUUGAGGGGGAGGGUUGAGGAUGGGAGUGUGUUUGGUGCUGCUGGGGAGGGAUUAAGCGUGGAGGAGAAAGUUAAGAUUCUCGUUUUGGAGAGGCUGAAGAUGAAUAUUGAUGUUAGGGGUGUUUGGCAGGAUGUACGGCCCUCGCUCAAAUGUCCUUACUCGGAAACAUCCCUCUCUCCCCUCCUCGAACUGCACGCCCUGUCAAACGAUAUCCUCACGCUGGCUGGUGACUCUGCCGUCGAUGCAACCUGGUACGCGCGCCGGAUGGCGCUGGGCGCUAUUUAUGCUAGUGCUGAGGUAGUUAUGACGCGGGAUCCGAGUCCCGGGCUGGAAGAGACGGAGGCGUUCGUGCGGAGGAGGUUUGAGGAUAAGGAGGUGCUUCGGGGGAAGGUUGAGGGGGUGGGGUCUUGGGUUGGGUUUUGGGGGAAUACAGUUGUUGGGGUUGGGAGGAGUUGGGGGUUGAAGAUUUGA